This is a messenger RNA of Coregonus sp. 'balchen', 2011 nucleotides long. NCBI's taxonomy places the organism in Eukaryota, Metazoa, Chordata, Actinopteri, Salmoniformes, Salmonidae. The record is from the annotation of a GenBank genome assembly.
AUGAGGACAGCCUUGUGUUUGUGGAUCGUUAUGGCAGUGCUCUGCCCGGGAGAGGUCAGAGGUCAUAAAGGUCACGGAGGUGACCGCCACCAGGGUCAGGGGCUUGACCAGGACCAUGAUCACGGGCGCGACCACGAGCACAACCACGAACACAGGCGAGACCACAACCAUGGGCAUCAUCACCCUGAGCCCGGUGACAAUGGCACCAAACCAGUGAUCCAAGGUAACAGGGAGUUUGCCUUCAGCCUGUACAAGCAGCUGGUGGCUCAGCCCGACAACCAGGGCAAGAAUGUGUUUUUCUCCCCACUGAGUGUGUCCCUGGCCCUGGCCGCUCUGUCCGUGGGGGCCAGGGGUCAGACCCACCAGCAGCUCUUCACUGGUCUGGGCUUCAACAGCAUCUUACUGACCCAAGAACAGGUGGACCAGGCCUUCCAGACCAUACUCACACAGCUCAACCAGAAGAACGGAGUGGACCUGUCCACGGGAAGUGCACUUUUUCUGCACAACACCUUCAAACCACGCCCUGAGUUCCUCGAGGACAUGAAGCGCUUCUACCUCUCCGAGGGUUUCACUGUCGACUUCACCAACACGUCUGAGGCCAUCGACACGAUCAAUACAUUCGUGGGGGAAAAGACUCGAGGCAAGAUAGACAAGUUAGUCAAAGAUUUGGACCCAACCACUGUCAUGUAUCUCCUUAGCUACAUAUACUUCAAAGGUAAGAGGAUUUUGCAAACUAUAAGAUAAACUAAUAGUAAAAAAUAUAAUAGAGUUCACGUGUUUGAUUGAUGCAGACCUCAAUAUGUAUUUUUGUCUCUGGGUGUUGUUGGUAUUACUGAUGCCACUGUAAUUUUUGGCGGUAUCUCCUGCUGAAUCUUGUCAGGUCUCCCUCAGAUUAUAAUUUUUUUGCCUCAGAUUUACCACUUUUAGUCUGGUAACUUUUACUCAUCACACAACACCCUGAAAUAUUUUAAGAUGUUCUAUUUCUCAAGGAAAAUGGGAGAUUCCAUUUGACUCUAAAGACACAAAGGAGGACACGUUCCAUGUGGAUGACAACACCACUGUUCCGGUCCAGAUGAUGAGCAUGAAGAAGAGGUUCUCUGUCUACUACGACCAGGAGAUCUCCACCAGUAUCCUGCAGCUCCACUACAACGAGUCAGUGUCCAUGAUGCUGGCGCUACCAGAGAAGGGACUCGCUAGUCUGGAGGAGGUCAUAGGCCAGAACCACAUCACCAAGUGGCACAGGUGGAUGAAGGACAGGUAUGACCUGUCUUAAUCAGGAAGCAUCACUCUCAUAGAACUAAUGAACAUUGGGUGGGUAAAACAACCACAUAUCACAAUCAUUGCAAGUAAAAUCUUCUUCCUGUCCAAUUUUGUCUUUAGGGAAUACCAGGUGCAUGUUCCCAAAAUGUCUAUCACCACAACAUACUCCCUCAAGGACGUCCUGAGUGGAAUGGGAAUGCCGGACAUAUUCAGUAAUAAAGCUGACUUCAGUGGAAUAUCAGAGGAUCUGAAGGUGGCUGUCUCAGAGGUAGGGAACACUUUCACUCUCAGUGAUUCAUAAAGACAUGAAAUUGCACAAUGUCUUAAUGGCUGUCAAUCAAUUCUUCGAUGAAAUAUUAUAUAUUUUGGCCUCAAUAUUGCUGUUAUUUUCAAUUAGUUCACUUUUUCAGGGAGCCUCUGAAAGCUCUCUGUGGCUCCCCAGGGGUCCCAGGAGAAGCACUGCUCCAUAACAUACUGUAUGUACGCGCUAUGUGAACCAUGUGAACUAGGCCUAUGUACUAUACAUCAGACUGCAUUGUGGGGUUGUUUUCAGGUGGUGCACCAAGCCUCCUUGGAUGUGGAUGAGGCUGGAGCGACUGCAGCAGCUGCUACAGGUGUGGUCGUCAUGCCCCUCUCCUUCCGACGCACCCCUGUGUUGAAGUUCGACCAUCCGUUCAUGGUCAUUGUCAUGGACCGGGAGACCAAGAGUAUUCUCUUCAUGGGCAAGAUCAUCAACCCAGCCAACAAAUAA